Molecule: messenger RNA, 5198 nt
Organism: Neopelma chrysocephalum (saffron-crested tyrant-manakin)
Lineage: Eukaryota; Metazoa; Chordata; Aves; Passeriformes; Pipridae
Gene: FBLN2
Product: fibulin 2
Exons: 17
Coding region: 193-3822 (1209 amino acids)
Cellular component (GO): extracellular region
Molecular function (GO): calcium ion binding
Source: RefSeq, a predicted model, not a curated record
ACAGCAGACCCUCUCGAUGAACACACCGGGGUCCAACCAUCCGAUGUCUCCCUGACGGCUCUCAGCAAGGAUCCAUGAGAAAAGGUAACUCAGGAAACCGCUGCGGAUUCGGAGCUGAACCUCCAGCCCUGCAGGAAAGCAGCCAGCGCUGAACGUGCGCGUUUGGACUGGAGCUGCGCUCGGGAAGAGGCGAUGGCAGGGCGGCGGAGCUGCUGGAAUGCCGCGCUCCUGGUGCUGCUGUGUGCGGGCAGUGCCCGGGCCCAGCGGGACUGCACGGGCGCCGAGUGCCCGGCCCUGGAGAACUGCAUCGAGGAGGUGCUGGAGCCCGGCGGGUGCUGCGCCACGUGCCUGCAGCACGGCUGCACCUGCGAGGGCUACCAGUACUACGACUGCCUCAACGUGGGCUUCACCAACGGCAAGGUGCCCGAGGGACAGUCCUACUUCGUGGACUUCGGCAGCACCGAGUGCUCGUGCCCCAAGGGCGGCGGCAAGAUCAGCUGCCAGUUCAUGCUGUGCCCGGAGCUGCCCCCCAACUGCAUCGACGCCGUGGUGCCGGCGGACGGGUGCCCGCAGUGCGGCAGGAUCGGCUGCCUGCACGAGGGGCAGAAGUACGUGGCGGGGCACACCUUCCACAUGCCCCCCUGCAAGGUGUGCCACUGCCCCAACGCCGGCGGGGAGCUCAUGUGCUACCAGCUACCCGACUGCGACGCCUUCGCCCUGAACACGGCCAGCCCCGGGGACGCCGAGGACGGGGAGCCCGAGAGGCACUACGACGAUCCCUACAGCUACGACCAGGAGGCGGCCGAGGGGGACAACACCCAGCUGGAGUCUCCCAAAAAGUACCGGAGUUACUCGUCCCACCUGGAGCAGGACAGCCAGGAGCAGGGGGAGGACUAUGACUACCCGGCAGCCAGCGUGGCUCCAUCGGUGCCGGCCCCGGCCCGUCCAUCCCCCGAGGGGACGGUGCCCCCCAGCCCCGUGGUGCCCCAGGGCCCCGCUGAGGUGCGCGGUGCCACCGAGAGGGGCGAGAGGCGCAGGGUGCCCCGCACCACCGCGGCUUCCCUCCAGCAAGGGACGCACAGGGAGGCACCAGCAACCACCAGAGCUCCUGUGGAGCACACGACGGCCACCACUGAGACCCCCCAGCACCCGGAGGAGCUGGAGAGGAGACCAAAGGGGAAGCAAGGGAACAAAGAGAGGCGUGAGCAAGAAAGAGCCCCCCACUCUAAAAUGAAAAAGCACGUCAGGAAAGAAGAGCCAGCAAAUAGCAUGUACCAGGGCUUGACAGAGGGGAAUUUAACAGACCCGAGCUGGGCAAAGUCUUCCCCUGAAACCCUCGAGGGAAACGACUUCCCCAAGGUGAAGUUCAGUGCAACGACCUCUCCUCCUGUUGCUCUCCAGGAAGACCGCAGCCAGUCCUCCCCAAAGCAGUCCCAGACGCUGUAUCGGUACCACCCCGAGGAGGACGGGGACCCCAACUCCAUCCACGCCAACCCCAGGCUGCCAGAAGGUUCCACGAAGGAAUUGAUUGAGAGCUGCUGUGGAGCUGGACAGCAGUGGGCCAUAGACAAUGGGGAGUGCACAGAAAUCCCUGUGAGUGGAAUGGAUGGUGACAUUUGCAGCCCGUGCCAGUGCUCCCAAAUCCUUGUUCCUGACAGUGCCCUUCCUUUGCAGCAAUGCUGUGACUGCUGCAAUCUGGGCCUGAGACUGAGGAGUGAGGGCAAAACCUGCGAGUCCAACAUCAACCUGGGCUACCCCUGCAGCCAUGUGAUGCUGUCCUGCUGUGAGGGGGGGGACCACUUCAUCCAUCCAGAAAUCAAAAGGCAUCCUGAGCCUUUGCCAACAGUGACACCUGAGAAGGUUUCAGAGAGGGAAGAUCACAACGAAGCUUUGUCCAUCAGCAGUGAGGCUGAACUGUCCAACAGCCUGCCUGGAGACGACCUGGAUGAGUGUCUCCUCUAUGGUGGGGAGCUCUGCCAGCAUUUGUGCAUCAACACCGUGGGCUCCUACAAGUGCUCGUGUUUCCCAGAUUUCACCUUGCAGGAUGAUGGGACCAGCUGCUCUCCAGAUCCUGACAGGGCACAGGUGACAAGGCUGGAAGCUGAAGCCACCAUCCCUCCAGUAGCCUCUCCCUCUCAGCCCAUUCUGGUGGUGUCCUUGCAGGAGGAGCAGGACCAGUGUAAAGAUAACGGGCCCUGCAAGCACCUCUGCAACGUGGUGGAAGGAGAGGCCGUGUGCUCCUGCCUGGCUGGGUACACCCUCAUGGCUGAUGGCGUGUCCUGUGAAGAUUUGGAUGAGUGCCUCACAGGUGCUUGUUCCAGCGGACAAUUAUGUGAGAACACACUGGGAUCAUUCUCCUGUGUCAGCCACAGUGGGAUGUGUGCAGAGGGCUUUAUUCUCAACAGGCAUAGGAAAUGUGUUGACAUUAAUGAGUGUGUGACAGAGAGACACACCUGCCAGCGCAGAGAGCACUGCGUCAACACCAUGGGCUCCUUCAGGUGCCUGCAGGAGCUGACCUGCCAGCCAGGCUAUGAGCUCAAGGAUGGGGACUGUGUUGAUAUCGAUGAGUGUGAGAGAGGAACUCACAGCUGCAAAGUCAACUUUGUUUGUCAGAACACAGAAGGGUCCUUCUACUGUGAGUCAAAGCAGCGCUGCAUGGAUGGGUUUCUGCAAGAUCCUGAGGGAAACUGUGUUGAUAUUAAUGAAUGCACGUCCCUCCCUGAGCCCUGUAAACCAGGAUUCAACUGCAUCAACACAGUUGGGUCUUACACCUGCCAGAGGAACAUGCUGAGCUGCAGCAGAGGAUACCACUCCAACGAGGAGGGCACCCGCUGCGUAGAUGUGGAUGAGUGUCAGACUGGUGUGCACCGCUGUGGGGAGGGGCAGAUCUGUCACAACCUCCCCGGGGCUUAUCGCUGUGACUGCAAGAUGGGCUUUCAGUACGACGCCUUCAGCAGGAGCUGCAUCGAUAUAAAUGAGUGCUGGAACUACCCCGGGCGCCUGUGCCAGCACACGUGUGAGAACACCCCUGGCUCCUACCACUGCACCUGCUCCUCUGGCUUCCGCUUGUCCUACGAUGGCAAACAUUGUGAAGAUGUGAAUGAAUGUGAUAACAGUCCCUGCAGCCAGGAGUGUGCCAACGUUUACGGCUCCUACCAGUGCUACUGCAGGCAAGGUUUCCAGCUGGCAGAAGAUGGACAUUCCUGUAAAGACAUUGAUGAGUGCACACAGAGUGCAGGCAUCCUCUGCACCUUCCGCUGCGUGAAUGUUCCUGGCAGCUACCAGUGUGCUUGUCCUGAGCAGGGAUACACCAUGGCAGCCAAUGGAAGGACCUGUCGAGAUAUUGAUGAGUGUGCAAUAGGAACCCAUAACUGCUCAACUGCAGAGACCUGCUACAACAUCCAGGGCAGCUUCCGCUGCCUGUCCUUCGAGUGCCCUUCCAACUACAGAAAAGUGUCUGACAUGAGGUGUGAACGCAUCAGCUGCUUCAACUACCUGGACUGCCAGAACACCCCGGUGAGAAUCACCUACUACCAGCUCAACUUCCAGACCAACAUCGUGGUCCCAGCCCACAUUUUCCGGAUCGGCCCCUCCCCUGCCUACGCCGGGGACAACAUCGUCCUCACCAUCACCCGGGGCAACGAGGAGAGCUACUUCAGCACCCGCAGGCUCAACUCCUACACGGGCAUCGUGUACCUGCAGCGCCAAGUCAAGGAGCCCAAAGACUUCCUGUUGGAUGUGGAGAUGAAACUGUGGCGCCAGGGAACAUACACCACUUUUCUUGCCAAGAUUUACAUCUUCAUCACGGCUCACGCGUACUGAGGCCUGUGCUGACGUGGGAUUUGAUUGGUGCUAUGCUCUUUACCUGUUCUACCAAAGCUUAAUACUGUUGAACUGGCAUUUAAUGUAUCUAGCCUUUAUAUUAUUUUUCUAUCAUUGCUUUAAACUUUUUUAUUGGUUGUGUAAAUUAAGUUAAUUUUUAUCUUUUGAUGUUUUGUUUCCUUGUGCAGUUCUGUGCAUCAUCAUUUGCCAACCAACGAAGGAAGGGUUGGGAGGCAGCACGUGCCUUGUGCUGAAUGCUGGAACCUUUUCCUAGCCAUUGUUUAUAGGUGUAGUCGCCUCUGCAGGGUAUUGCACUAGAGAGGGAAGAUGUUCACGUGGGAGUAUUGGGAAAAAAGCUUUGAGGGCUUUCUCUUGCUGGCACAAAGUCGUGGCUUGGCUCAGCCAGUGCCUUCCCUGGGGUUGAGAUGCUGUGUCGGGGCCGUACGUGGACACUGAUGGUCACCCCACCUCCUGGGAUUAUUCUCCUCCUUCCAACUUUCAUAAUAUGUUGCCUUAAAAUAUAUAUAAAUAAAAGAAAACUCCACCAGUGAAAAAGAUGGAUGAAUCUUGCUUUGGUAGGAACUACUCACAUGCUAAAUAUUUGCAAGGCUGAGGCCUUCACAGAAUGUUACACUUUGGGGUAAAAGCUCACAUUGCCAUUUUUAGUGGUUUUCUUUAUAGGUGCUGAGGCUCCUCUGUUCCUCAUUCUGUUAUAUAGAACUAUAACUGCAGAUUCACUGCUUUGGAAUUCUUAAAGGAAUAUCCAAAUGGAAAUAAUGAAAUAAUCUUUACUGCUCCUUAUUGUAAAGCUUGGGUGUGCCACUGAGGCAAUUUUAAACAGACAGAAAGGGCAGUUGCUUCUCUGCUUCAGGAAAAUUCCUUCAGUUGUGUUGCUGAACGACACAGAGGGAAAGGCCAGUGAAAUUGGUGGGUUGUAUUUUGCCAUUUAGAAAAGAGCACAACCAAAGUUUUGUGCUGGAUUUCCUCUCGUUCUUCAGGAAACUGGAUGAAAUCCAAAGUUGGAGGCCAGAUCUGGCAAAGUGUAGUAUAAUCAAAGUAUUUGUUAGAAUUUAGAAGGAAUAUCAGAACUUCCUUGCAGCUCUUUUCUUUUUUUUAUCCCUCCCAAAAAACCAAAAAAGCUCUAGUGUUGCAAUUUUCUGAGCUGCCUUUGUUCUAACUCUAAUUAUUCUGCAAAAUAUUUUAAAGGAAGAGCAUAGUUACAAUAUACUGAUGUCAGCUACACUGCAGUUUAAUAAUCCUACAGUCCCAGGUUGGAGGGGACCUCAAGGAUCAUCUGACCCAUUCUUGGCAAAAUAAUAAUCUGUCCUUUUCUAUAGUCAGUCUUAUUUUGACCAGUAUGUACACCAAAAAAAAAA